CUGCAGCAGGGACUGGCGAUCCCCCUUGUCCUUGCUGAACUCCGGGCGGGAGCAGAAAGGUGCCGACAGGUCCCAGCAGGCGGGCUGGCAUGGCUGUGCUGCACUGGCACCUGUACCUCAGCGCCCUGGGCUGCUGGGUGACACAGCUCUCCAGCUCCUUCCUGCUGCCCAAUGCCACCGAGCUGCUGUCCCCGCCCGGGGGCACGGCCGCGGGGCUGCUGUGGGGCGCGGGGGUCCCCCGGAGCCGUCGGAAGCGAUACCUCUCUCCCCACGACAUGAGCGUGAUUUUGGAUUACCACAACCAAGUGCGGGCUCAGGUGUCCCCCCCUGCUGCCAACAUGGAGUUCAUGGUGUGGGAUGAGCGGCUGGCCAGGGCAGCAGAGGCGUGGGCUGCGCGUUGCCUGUGGGACCACGGGCCCCCUGAGCUGAUGAAAUAUGUGGGGCAGAACCUCUCCAUCCAGUCGGGCAGGUACCGCUCGGUCACGGACAUGGUGAAAUCCUGGCACCAGGAGCAGCAGCACUACUCCUUCCCCCACCCCCGGGAGUGCAGCCCCCGCUGCCCCAGCAAGUGCAGCGGCUCCGUCUGCAGCCACUACACGCAGAUGGUGUGGGCAACCUCCAGCCGCCUGGGCUGUGCCCUGGGCACCUGUGCCAACGUGCAGGUGUGGGGCAGCACGUGGCGUCACGCCAUCCUCCUCGUCUGCAACUACGCCAUCAAGGGCAACUGGCUGGGAGAAGCACCGUACAAGGUGGGGCAGCCAUGCUCAGCCUGCCCCCCCACCUACGGCCGGGGCUGCUCCAACAACAUGUGCUUCUCCGGAGUCAAAUCCAACCAAGUCAGCUGGUUCUAGGGCUGCAGCCCCAGGAGGAACCCCCGGGAAUGGGGUCAACCAGAAUUAUUUAUAACACUGACCCCCAGCAGCCCGGCUGUCCAACCUGCUUCAUCCCCAGUGCCGCGUAGGAAACUGCUUUUCUAACCCACCUCUCCAGCAGUGCUCACGUCACCUGGCUGCUUCCCACUUUGGGGGAACUAGGGACAGUUCAGGUUCCUAUUUUCUGAAAUAGGGAAGGUUUGGGGGUGCAUGGAGGGAGUGGGGCUGGCUGGCGUGGUCCCUGCUCUGCAGACUUGGGAGGCUUUCCCCACUGCCCCCCUCGGUGCUAAGGCAGAGUCUGGUGUAAGCAAAUACCAAGAUGUUCCCUCAUGGUGAGCAGCUGGAGAAGUGGGGAACCCUGAGCGUGCCCCUGCUCCACAGCAGCCCUUCCAGUUAUGGGGACCCAGCUCUGAGCCCCCAAUAAAGCAGCCUGGAGACCCC
This is a messenger RNA of Pseudopipra pipra, 1313 nucleotides long. RefSeq names its product R3H domain containing like (gene R3HDML). The record is from RefSeq and is a predicted model, not a curated record. Lineage: Eukaryota; Metazoa; Chordata; Aves; Passeriformes; Pipridae. The transcript is spliced from 5 exons. The coding region runs from base 90 to 851 and encodes 253 amino acids.